AGAAAAUCAACCCACUCCUCUUUGCUUUUGACACACCAAUCUUUUCUCUGUUCUAGCCAGCCUACCCCACCAGCCUCCAGCCUUCAGCCCUCUGUUCUUUUUGCCCGCCGCCUUAUUUGCCUACAUUGCCCUGCCUGAGCGCUUGCUGACACUUCAGACAUUAACCCUGCUGAUAAGCGGCAAUUGUCCUAACAAAUAACCGAGCACCGGUGUGGGGCAAACCACCUUUUUGACGUUGAACAAUCAGCCAACGAAAAAAAAAAAAAAGAGUAAAAUCAACCGUUUUUCUCUCUUGCUCAGCUCUGUCGAGAUACGGAGGAAUAUUUGUCCCUUUAUCCAAACUCCCCCACCCAUCCCUAUUCCUCCUCCCCACCUGUAUUUCAGCAAGCAAAUAGCGGUCUAUCAUCUCGCUUCUCCACUUCUCGACCCUCUUCAGUUUAUGUUUGUUAGAUGUGUGGUUCAGCACUAGCCAGCCGCACCGAACAGCACGCCAACAGCGCUUCCCACAGAUGGCAGUCUCAAUUGCCCAGUGAGCUCGCGCUGCGGAUCGCCCGGCAGCUCUGGUACAACAGCAGCGCAUCAGACAGCACAAGGCGGCGAGUUGCGCUGGGCAGCAGCAUCGGCAGCCAGUUCAAGCAGCUGGAUGAGCGGCAGCGGUCGGUUAUGAAUACGUGCAAAGCCUGGCGUACGGCUCUUUUGGGCGAAUUCAGCCGGUACGCGAUCGGCGACUGCACGAUUGACGCCGCACAGGCGCCGCACCCGUUCCUCAGCCAAGCCCACACACAGGAGCUGUGGCUGAGGUUCGAUGGUGCCUUGUUGUUUGGCGAGUGGGCGACCACAUGGACGCGCAGCGCGCUGGAGAACUCGGGGCAGUGCCACGUCGACACGCUGGUAAUUGUUAUAGUCGAGUCGCCAAACACGAUCACCACUGCUGCCGAGGACCACAGGGCGAUGACGCUGGCGCAGGCGAUUCUCGGUACAGUACGUGCCAGACGGCUGUGGUUCCUGGGGCAAGCUAGCGUGGAAUAUGCCCCAGGUGUUUUGCACGUUGGAAUUGGAGACAAGUUUGUGCGCUUGUACACGCACAUGCGGAGCAUAGACCCGCACAUGCACCUGACAGCAUUCGACCAGCGGCACCUGAGCCACGAUAGCGCAGUGUGGCUGAUCAUAAAGAGCGCACAGACCCUCGAAUAUCUGCGUGUUGGAUCUGUGCGGCCCAGCGAGCUGCAAAAGAUCGUCAGCGGUGCCUCUGGCGAAAUUGUGUUUCCGCGUAUGCGCGAAUGUCUACUGACGCUCAAUGUUGACGACUCCAAGCUCAAGCAGUUUAACAUCGCCCAGUCGCAUUUCCCCGCUCUGGAGUUUCUGCACGUUGCUAUCCCACCCAGCGAUGUCUCGCCAGACCACGAGACAACGCUAUCGAUAUUCGAGCACACGUUCCUGGCGGACCUGUUCUUCUUUGGGUCCAUGACACAGCUGCGCGUGCUGAACUUCCCGCUUGCCUGGGACACGGUCGAGGUGCUCGGUACAUCCACGUUGGCAAAGGCGCAGGAACUGGUGUUUCCUACAAUCUGUAUGGAGAACGAGCAUGUUCUGGAUAAUGAGGAGUCGAACCAGAUCAUGCAGGCGUGCUUGGCUAUUCGCGGCCUUCGCACAUUCUGUAUUGACAGCGCGUGUCCACAGCCUAGCCUGCAAAUGGUCCCGCAGUGCAGCGAUCUUGGAAUGCUAUGUGCGCCAUCAUAUGCCUUCACCAUCGACCAGAUUUCGAUGCUGCUGACGCACCUUCCGAAUCUCUACUACUUCCAAUGCGAGCUUGCCCUUGGCUGUCCUGGGCCAGUCAUGCUGAGCAGUCCGCACGAUGCCAUGCUGUGGUUCAUGCUGAAUAUCCCGUUCCAUCCCCCGCAGAUUCUGAGUGAGAGCAUUUUUAGUAUCAUAUCGCAUUUGCCGCGGGUGCUGCAGGUUCGUUUGCCGUUCUCGCUGUGCAGGUCUCUGUGCGAAAAGAUCGAGCGCGAUGCCCGAGAAUCGACAUACCCAUGGAGCCGGCGGAUAUAUGAGAAUGCAUGUGUUGCUCCCAAUAGCCCAUCAUAGCCUGCGUUUGUGAAUACAAG
Linderina pennispora is the source of this 2105-nucleotide messenger RNA. RefSeq lists its product as uncharacterized. Bases 451 to 2085 code for a protein of 544 amino acids. The record is from RefSeq and is a predicted model, not a curated record. The transcript has a single exon. NCBI's taxonomy places the organism in Eukaryota, Fungi, Kickxellomycota, Kickxellomycetes, Kickxellales, Kickxellaceae.